Plasmodium malariae is the source of this 1308-nucleotide messenger RNA. Its product is annotated as conserved Plasmodium protein, unknown function. The record is from RefSeq and is a predicted model, not a curated record. Gene Ontology annotation, biological process: vacuolar proton-transporting V-type ATPase complex assembly. NCBI's taxonomy places the organism in Eukaryota, Apicomplexa, Aconoidasida, Haemosporida, Plasmodiidae. The transcript has 4 exons. The coding region runs from base 1 to 1308 and encodes 435 amino acids. Gene Ontology annotation, cellular component: endomembrane system.
AUGAUGAAGAGUAAAUAUGAGAAGCAAAAUUCUUAUACUACUAAUGAACGUCUAAAAGAUGAAGAAAAAAAUACGAUAACACAAGGACAUAACUCUAACAAACUUACUAAGUCAACAGAGGAAGAGAAAAAUAAAAAAGUGCUAUACUCAUUAAGUGUUGAAAAAAGUACUAUAUUAAGUGAGGAAAACUCAGUGGGGGUAAAUAGCGACCAGAGUGAAAAUGAUACAGGGGGGGAAACAAAGGAACACAUGGAGGUGCACACAAAAGGGAAAUGGAAGAAACAUCAGCCGGAACAGCAGUCGGAACAACAGCCGGAACAACAGCCGGAACAACAGCCGGAACAACAGUCGGAACAGCAGUCGGAACAACAGCCGGAACAACAGUCGGAACAACAGUCGGAACAACAGUCGGAACAACAGUCGGAACAACAGUCGGAACAACAGUCGGAACAACAGUCGGAACAACAGUCGGAACAGCAGUCGGAACAACGCAAGGAGCAACCGGAGCAGCGAAAAGAUGACGUCUUCGUCAAAAGAAUAAUAAAUGUCGAAAUAACAAAAGAAAUAAAAGAGUUCAUUGAUAUGUUUGUAAAAAAUAGAGAAGAUAUUUUGAGCUGGUGUUCAAAAAAUAAUGCUCUUUAUUCCAACAAAAUAAACGAAAAAACGUCAAACAUUAUCUUUAAUGAAUCAAAAAAUAUAGACAGAUUUUUGAAUGAGAAAAGUAUCAAUAUCGAUAUCUUAAGUGUACUCAUGUAUUUUUAUAACUUAUAUUGUACCCACAAUAAUAAGGAAAAAAUUAAUGCUCAUAAUAUUAUGAACAGUUCAUGCAUAACUUACAGGGGCAUAUAUGAAAAUAUCGACAGAAAUAGCAAAUCUUUUAAGGAUUUGCUAAACGAAGAAAAAGCAUAUAAAAGAUUGAUGGGCAAUACAAACAACAUAAAUGAUUUUUUCUCGAAUUACAAAAAAACAUAUCCCUAUGGCUUAAAUUUAAUAAUAGGUAUUUUCCUAACGUUUCUGAGCGGGUAUUAUGGAAGCCUCAUAUUAGGUUUUACCAAAUUUACUACGCGGUUGAUAUGUGGCAUAAUCUUUUCUUAUAUUACCUUAAUACUUGAAGUCAUCAUUUUUAUAAUAAUAAACGAGAAGGUUGAAAAUAAAAGCAGAAGCCAAAAAAGUAUGAACAGCAAUUAUGGAUUAUAUGAAAAGGUUAUGUAUUUUAAAAAAGAGACAUAUGAUCAAGGAAAGAUAGAGGAAAUGAAGGAAACAAAUAAACAGUCAACACUCAAACAGAGGAAGAAAGCAGAAACGUAA